CAAUUUAGUGAUAAGUAGAUAAUUUGUCAUUGUCAAACAAAAAUUAAAAACAAAAGUGCUACGAAAAAAAUCUAAUUUACAAUGUUAAAAUGGAGAUUAUCUUAAGACUUGUACCUACAAAUCCUUUAAGAUUAACAGCGUCACGGAUAAUAUUAACUCAUGUAGCCCAUUAUACACGACUGGCUGAAGUUGGUAAAUUAGAAGCACCUAAAGCAACAGGCAAGUAUGAAACCGGACAGCUCAUUUUGCAUAAGGUAUUCGGUUAUAGAGGUGUUAUAUUAUUCCCAUGGCUAGCAAGAGUCUACGACAGAGAUGCCACCAAUAAAAAGGAGACCAUGGAGUCUGCGGAUACCACUGAUACAAGUAGAGAUUCUCUCUCAAAUGUGGGCAAAGAAGUCAAGGGAAGAACCCAUACUUUUUACCAAGUACUGAUUGAUACAAGAGAUGCACCUUAUAUAACUGUUCAAACACACAUCGAUAUGAGACCCGAAUGGAAGAAAAAGCGCGCGCAGACCGAGGCUGUAACGUUUCUCGGCAACCAGGAAUCCAGCCGCAGUCUGUACGCUAUACCCGGCUUGGACUAUGUGGCGCACGACGACAUUAUCCCGUACACUUCUGUAGAGCGUGUUCCACUACAGCACGAGCUAUUUGAUAAAUUUCUUAUGCACAACCCUGAUAAAGAUCCACCAUUUAUAGCGCAAGAAACUCUACGAGCAUGGCAAAAGAAGAAUCACCCAUGGCUAGAACUAAGCGAUGUUCAUCGCGAGACCACAGAGGGAGUCCGGGUCACCGUCAUACCGUUCUACAUGGGCAGUCGAGAGUCGCAGAACUCUGCUGUUUACUGGUGGCGAUAUUGCAUCCGCUUAGAAAACUUGGGCUCGCAAGCCGUGCAGUUGCGCGAGCGGCACUGGCGGAUCUUCUCGCUGAGCGGCACGCUGGAGACGGUGCGCGGGCGGGGCGUGGUGGGGCAGGAGCCGCUGCUGGCGCGCCACGCGCCCGCCUUCCAGUACAGCAGCCACGUGAGCCUGCAGGCGCCCAGCGGACACAUGUGGGGAACGUUCAGAAUGGAGCGCGAAGAUGGCUAUACCUUCGACUGUCGCAUCCCGCCGUUCUCCCUUGAGAGCAAACCCGACGAGGGCACCCCUGUUGCACCCACCACCGCCGCGUAGCCCACCGGAUCAUCGUACAUCGCUAUAAUCUAUUACCCUGUUCAAAUGCUAUAAGACGCGGUUUUGCUCCUCUUAUAAGUGUCUUGACAUACCUGCAUUUUCGUCGCUGAAAGUUCGAUUUCUAAAUUGUUGGCCGUAGUACUCUGGUAUUGGCAUCGAUGUUGGCCCGAACAUUACGUA
Molecule: messenger RNA, 1349 nt
Organism: Maniola jurtina (meadow brown)
Lineage: Eukaryota; Metazoa; Arthropoda; Insecta; Lepidoptera; Nymphalidae
Gene: POLDIP2
Product: polymerase delta-interacting protein 2
Exons: 7
Coding region: 90-1169 (359 amino acids)
Biological process (GO): error-free translesion synthesis
Cellular component (GO): mitochondrial nucleoid; nucleus
Molecular function (GO): DNA binding
Source: RefSeq, a predicted model, not a curated record